AUGGACGAAUGCGCCGAUAAGCUGUGGGGUCUAAAAUGUGUUGCAUCGACAGAUAAAAUAGAAGCACGAGCACCUACUGCUUCCAGUAGCCUCCCACCGGCUGUACAGCGCGAAAAGACGCGGCAAACAGAUUCAACUUACUUCAAGAGUGCACAUUGGACCGCUGAUGGAACCACCAUUGUUUCUAAUUCUGCUGAUAAUUGCCUUCGAACGUUUGUAUUGCCCCCGGAUCUACUUGAUGGGAAAGCAGGCGCUCAUUUUCUCACGCCGUAUCAUGCAACACUCUCCAGAGAGCCUAUAUACUCAGUCGCCCUUUACCCCUUCUUUUCACUUCAGGAUACGUCUACAACGAUACUUCUUUCAUCAAUCCGUGAACACCCAAUCCGACUGACGUCCGCCCUAUAUCCUGGUCUCAUCUCCUCCUACAGCUUAAUAUCCCCUACAACAGAGGCAGUCAUAACUCCUCACAGUAUACUCUACCCGGAAACUCUAGGUGGCACUAAGUUUCUUACCGGCUCCGAUAGUCUAAUUUGUGUUUUUGAUGUCUCACGUCCUGGAAAAGACGGCCCAAUUUCUAGGUUACCAACUAUUCCCAGCAAGCGGAGAAAGAUGGUUGGAGGUGGUAUUGGAAUGAAAGGGAUUAUAUCAACAUUAGCAGACAAUCCAAGUGGCGAUGGAAUUGUCGCAGCAGGUACCUUUACAAGGCAAGUCGGUCUGUACGCCGGUAAUGGCAGUGGCGAUACUAUUGCGAUUUUUGGUGUUGGUGCUACAGAGGCGGAACACCAUAUUGGUGGAAAAGGCAUCACGCAACUCUUAUGGAGUCCCUGUGGCAGGUAUUUGUACGUCGCAGAAAGGAAAAGUGACGGUAUGUUGGUUUAUGAUAUUCGAGUUACUGGUCGGCUUGUUGGUUGGCUCAAGGGACGUAAGGCAAUGACAAAUCAGCGGCUAUACGCCGACAUGGUUCCAGGUCAUGGUAGCGAAAUGCACGAAAUUUGGGCGGGAGGCACAGAUGGCUGUGUUCGCAUGUGGAAACAUGCUGCUCAAUUUGAAGGAGAGACUCGACCGACCUGGGAAAGGAAAAUACAUGAUGGUAGUAUCCCGCGCUAA
Messenger RNA from Ophidiomyces ophidiicola, 1107 nucleotides. RefSeq lists its product as uncharacterized. The record is from RefSeq and is a predicted model, not a curated record. Bases 1 to 1107 code for a protein of 368 amino acids. The transcript is spliced from 3 exons. Gene Ontology annotation, molecular function: protein binding. Lineage: Eukaryota; Fungi; Ascomycota; Eurotiomycetes; Onygenales; Onygenaceae.